Molecule: messenger RNA, 3263 nt
Organism: Charadrius vociferus (killdeer)
Lineage: Eukaryota; Metazoa; Chordata; Aves; Charadriiformes; Charadriidae
Gene: CLCN3
Product: chloride channel, voltage-sensitive 3
Exons: 13
Coding region: 17-2617 (866 amino acids)
Biological process (GO): transmembrane transport; chloride transport
Cellular component (GO): early endosome; synaptic vesicle; Golgi apparatus
Molecular function (GO): voltage-gated chloride channel activity
Source: RefSeq, a predicted model, not a curated record
GUUAAAAAGCAGCUAAAUGGAGUCUGAGCAGCUGUUUCAUAGAGGCUACUAUCGAAACAGUUACAACAGUAUAACUAGUGCAAGCAGCGAUGAGGAGCUUUUAGAUGGAGCAGGUGUAAUUAUGGACUUUCAGACCUCUGAAGAUGACAAUCUGUUGGAUGGUGAUGCAUCGAUUGGAACUCAUUAUACGAUGACAAAUGGAGGAACUAUCAACAGUUCAACACAUUUACUGGACCUUCUGGAUGAACCAAUUCCUGGAGUAGGAACAUACGAUGACUUCCAUACCAUUGACUGGGUUCGAGAGAAGUGCAAAGACAGAGAAAGGCAUAGACGGAUUAACAGCAAGAAGAAAGAAUCAGCAUGGGAGAUGACAAAAAGUUUGUACGAUGCAUGGUCAGGAUGGCUGGUAGUCACACUAACUGGUUUGGCAUCAGGGGCACUGGCGGGAUUAAUUGACAUUGCUGCUGACUGGAUGACUGACUUAAAGGAAGGCAUUUGCCUUAGUGCUUUGUGGUUUAACCACGAACAGUGUUGUUGGGGUUCAAAUGAGACCACAUUUGAAGAGAGAGAUAAAUGUCCACAGUGGAAAACAUGGGCAGAACUAAUAAUUGGGCAAGCAGAAGGUCCAGGUUCAUAUAUAAUGAACUACAUAAUGUACAUUUUCUGGGCUUUGAGCUUUGCCUUCUUAGCAGUUUCUCUGGUGAAGGUAUUUGCUCCCUAUGCCUGCGGCUCGGGGAUACCUGAGAUAAAAACUAUUUUGAGUGGCUUCAUCAUUAGAGGUUACUUGGGGAAGUGGACUUUGAUGAUAAAAACAAUUACUCUGGUCUUGGCUGUCGCAUCGGGUUUGAGUUUAGGAAAAGAGGGCCCCUUGGUACAUGUUGCCUGCUGCUGUGGGAAUAUUUUUUCCUACCUCUUUCCAAAGUACAGCACAAAUGAAGCUAAAAAAAGAGAGGUGUUGUCAGCUGCUUCAGCAGCAGGAGUAUCUGUAGCCUUUGGUGCCCCAAUUGGUGGAGUCCUUUUUAGCCUGGAGGAGGUCAGUUACUAUUUCCCACUGAAGACUUUAUGGAGAUCAUUUUUUGCUGCGUUAGUAGCUGCAUUUGUUCUAAGGUCCAUCAAUCCUUUUGGUAAUAGCCGCCUAGUUCUUUUUUAUGUGGAAUAUCACACUCCUUGGUACCUUUUUGAACUGCUUCCUUUUAUUCUUCUGGGAGUAUUUGGUGGGCUCUGGGGAGCAUUUUUCAUCCGAGCAAACAUCGCAUGGUGUCGUCGACGCAAAUCUACAAAAUUUGGGAAGUAUCCUGUCCUGGAAGUUAUUAUUGUUGCAGCAAUAACAGCUGUCAUUGCAUUUCCUAAUCCAUAUACAAGGCUAAACACCAGUGAGCUUAUUAAAGAGCUCUUCACAGACUGUGGGCCGUUAGAAUCCUCCUCCCUUUGUGACUACAGAAAUGAUAUGAACGCGAGCAAAAUAGUAGAUGAUAUUCCUGACCGUCCAGCAGGCACUGGAGUCUAUUCAGCUAUAUGGCAGUUGUGUUUAGCACUCAUAUUUAAAAUAAUCAUGACAGUCUUCACUUUUGGUAUCAAGGUUCCCUCUGGGUUGUUCAUCCCUAGUAUGGCAAUCGGAGCAAUAGCAGGAAGGAUUGUAGGAAUUGCGGUGGAGCAGCUGGCUUACUACCAUCACGACUGGUUCAUUUUCAAGGAGUGGUGUGAAGUUGGAGCUGACUGUAUUACACCUGGUCUUUAUGCCAUGGUUGGUGCUGCUGCAUGCUUAGGUGGUGUGACAAGGAUGACUGUGUCCCUGGUAGUUAUUGUCUUUGAGCUAACAGGAGGGCUGGAAUAUAUUGUGCCCCUAAUGGCUGCAGUGAUGACCAGUAAGUGGGUAGGAGAUGCCUUUGGUAGGGAAGGCAUCUACGAGGCACACAUCCGACUGAACGGAUAUCCUUUCUUGGAUGCAAAGGAAGAAUUUACUCACACGACACUGGCUGCUGAUGUUAUGAGACCUCGAAGAAGCGACCCGCCUUUAGCAGUUCUGACACAGGAUAAUAUGACAGUCGAAGACAUAGAAAACUUGAUCAACGAAACCAGCUAUAAUGGUUUUCCUGUUAUUAUGUCAAAAGAAUCGCAGAGACUGGUGGGCUUUGCUCUAAGAAGAGAUUUAACUAUUGCAAUAGAAAGCGCUAGAAAGAAGCAGGAGGGGAUUGUUGGCAGUUCCAGGGUCUGUUUUGCCCAGCAUACCCCAUCGCUUCCAGCCGAAAGCCCUCGACCUUUGAAGCUUAGAAGCAUACUUGAUAUGAGCCCUUUCACCGUGACAGACCACACACCAAUGGAAAUAGUGGUGGAUAUUUUCCGGAAGCUGGGUCUGAGGCAGUGCCUUGUUACACACAACGGGAUUGUCUUGGGGAUCAUCACAAAGAAGAACAUAUUAGAGCAUCUCGAGCAACUAAAGCAGCACGUCGAACCCUUGGCGCCUCCUUGGCAUUAUAACAAAAAAAGAUAUCCUCCGUCAUAUGGCCCAGACGGCAAACCAAGACCCCGCCUCAAUAAUGUUCAACUGAAACCCAUAGCUGAGGAGAGAGAGGAAACUGAAGAGGAGGUUCAUUUGUUGAAUAGCACAACACUUUAGUCUGGGGGAUACUUCUAAAAUCAGAGACGAGAGCUGGGUUUUUGCGUAACAGUGCUGCUGGAAAUCAGGAGUUGGUCUGGGGGAAUAUGUGGUGAGGAGGAGGAAGGCUGAUGGGAGCGAGGGAAGGGAGAGCUGCUGUCCUGCACUGGAUGCGUCCCGAGACGUCAGGUCUGCCAUGAUAGUGCAGUGGGUGAGCUGUGCGAGGUGGCGCAAUUCUCCAGCCCCAGCCUGGUACUUCAGCCUUGAAGAGAUGUGGUAUUAGUCCCUGUUUCUGGAGGGAUCGUUCUGAAUUGAGCCAUCUUACGGAGACCGAAAGGUCUUGCCCUUCUUACCAUUGAAAACUGUUGUGUUAACUCAUGAAACGUAUUAUUACACGUCACCUUUCUACAUUCCAGAAGAGCUUUAUUUCUCUCUCUCCUGAGCCCUAACAAAGCCUCUUUAAAAUUGGUGUGCCCUUUUCAAGCAGUUGUUUCUCAUAUUGAGAUGUACUGUGGGUUACUGAGGUUCAAUCACAAGAAGGGAGGUUUUUCUUGUGCCAUUAAACGUGUAAGUUUGUACAUCGUGAAAUGCUCGGGGCAGUACAGAUCCGCUGCGACAAAAACAGAUUGAACAGGUAAUACCUUGCAAGAACCGUGCGAGACUUCUU